This is a messenger RNA of Cylindrotheca closterium, 933 nucleotides long. Lineage: Eukaryota; Bacillariophyta; Bacillariophyceae; Bacillariales; Bacillariaceae. The record is from the annotation of a GenBank genome assembly.
AUGGCAAAAUCAAAGGAAGAUGACGAAGUGACCGGGCUUCUAGCCAAAUUGUACACCAUCCAAGAGGAUAUUGGAGCCAAGCCCAAGACAUCCGAUGAGGAAAAAAUUGCCAAAGCAUCGAAUGUUGCCAAGAUGGGAAGCGGAAAGAAGGCAGAAAAGAAGGGAUCUCAAUUUUUGGAAUUGAAAUCUAGUAUUGUCGACCGUCUAAAAACGGGGCAUCAAUUAUUAAAGGAUUGCAAGGAUCUGGAAAACUCGGGAUACGGUGGUGACAAUGCCAAGGACAUCAUUAAGAUGCAAGCCGAAGUCCGCGAGAACAUUCGCCAAGCUACGGAUGAAUGGAAGCAAUUAGAAAAGCUUUACAAAAAGGAGGCCCGAAAGAAAAAGAGUAAAUUCACUCCUGAAGAAUUGGAAGUUCAAUCCGAGCUUGUCAAGAGAUUGUAUGCCAAGAUUGAAGAGGUCAAGAACAUUCAAACCAAAGGGUACUCCAAAAGUGGCGGCCGCGAUGCUGCAGCUGCUGCUUUGAACACAAAGGCGCUCUCCUAUGGUGAUUCUGGUAAGAAAUCCAACGGACCAUCCUGGGGCGGGGCCGGUGGAGGAGGCGUCGCCUUGUCUGGCGACCAACAACAAACGAUCCAAGAAAUUGAGCAGCGUGAUGCUGACUUUGACCUUCAGCUCGAUGAAAUUGGAGAAGGUAUUCAAGAUCUUGCUGAAAUUGCGGCUGCUCAAGGAGAAGAAGUUGCUCUGCAAAGUCAAAUGUUGGACAAGGUUGACAAGAAGAUUGACAAAAAUCUAGCGAAUAUGGAAAAAGUAAAUGGUCGCAUGAAGGAGACACUGGAAGAAGUUGCAAGAUCCAGUGACAAGAUGAUGGUGGAUAUCAUGUGUAUUGUCUUGAUGAUUGGUUUUGGAGCAGUCAUUUAUAAAUUUGUCGCGUAA